AUGCUUUCGCACUUGCGUCUAUCUAGGCCUUCAGUGAAACCAAUAGUUCUGUUAGCUGUUUUAUCUAGACUUUUUGUUUGGAUCCUUGCAUUCCUGUCUUCAUAUGCUCUCGAUGACUACGACUCGGCGGCAGAUGUAUUGUUCGAGGCCGACUCGUCGUUGCAGAAAUUAUUCAACUUGACAUUUCGCGCAUUCUUGCGUUGGGAUGCGUUUUAUUUUUUACAUUUGGCGGAAGAAGGUUAUGUCUAUGAACAAGAACAUGCAUUCUUUCCCGUCUUGCCCCUAGUCAUUCGCUUCUUUGGAAAUUAUGUCCUGUGGCCGUUAGAAUGGUUUCUAUUAAAGAAACAAGUAUUGCUCCUUGCCGGUAUUCUAGUGUCCAAUAUCUCCUUUGCAUUUGCGACGGGCAUGAUAUACAAACUGACCUUAUCCAUGUCCAAUGAUCACAAGUUUUCUCUCAUCACUGCUCUGUUUUACAUUCUCACACCAUCAAACAUCUUCAUGUCGUCAUUGUACACUGAAAGUUUGUUUGCCCUUUUGAGUUUUAUGGGAAUGCGAUGGGUAAUUCAGGGAAAUUUCUGGAAAGCUGCCUUGGUUUGGUCCGUGGCAUCCGGUGUAAGGUCAAACGGAAUAAUAUACGUAGGCUUUUUCGUAUUUGAACUCUUGAAAAGCCAUGCGGUCGGAUGUAAUCAUCUCAUCAAGAAAACCCUGUUAACUGUUCUGUAUAGUUUUAUUACUUCACUUGGGUUUAUAAUUUUUGAAAUUUAUGGCUAUUAUCAGUAUUGUUAUUUACAUUCGCCAAAGCGACCUUGGUGUGAUUCAAAUGUGCCGUUGAAUUAUCCAUUUAUACAGAAACAUUACUGGGCUUGCGGAUUCCUGACUUAUUAUGAAGUGAAACAGAUUCCCAACUUUCUGUUAGCAUCCCCUAUGAUUGUGCUUUCAUUGUGCGGCAUAUACACGUAUUCGAAUUUUGACCGGCAGAGAUUUCUUUGUUUAGGAUUUCGAAGAACGAAAUUAUUGGUUGAAGAUAAAAAUCAACCAACAGUAGUCGAAGGCAAGACCGCAUCUUCGCCUUAUUUCAAUUCAAACAUUCUACCAUUCAUUUAUUUAUGGGCCAUUCUCCUGUUCUAUGCUGUAACGUCUAUGCACGUUCAA
Messenger RNA from Paraglomus brasilianum, 1152 nucleotides. Lineage: Eukaryota; Fungi; Glomeromycota; Glomeromycetes; Paraglomerales; Paraglomeraceae. The record is from the annotation of a GenBank genome assembly.